GGCCGCCUCCGAGUCGCUCGCGGGGCGUGGGGCGGUGCUGGGCAUCAGCGGCUGAGGCGAGCUCGACGCCGGGACUGUCCAGGGAGGCGCAGCGCAGCGCGGCGGGAACCCUCAGUCGGAGUCACCCGGGAGCAGGAGCAGCAGCCGCCGCCGUCCGCUGAGCGCAGUCGAGCCGGCCAUGGCGUUGUCGAUGCCGCUGAACGGGCUGAAGGAGGAGGACAAAGAGCCCGUCAUCGAGCUCUUCGUCAAGGCUGGGAGUGAUGGUGAGAGCAUAGGAAACUGCCCCUUUUCCCAGAGGCUCUUCAUGAUUCUGUGGCUCAAAGGAGUUGUAUUUAGUGUCACAACCGUGGACCUGAAAAGGAAGCCUGCUGACCUGCAGAACUUGGCUCCUGGGACCCACCCACCAUUUAUAACUUUCAACAAUGAAGUCAAAACGGAUGUAAAUAAGAUUGAAGAAUUUCUCGAAGAAGUCUUAUGCCCUCCCAAGUACUUGAAGCUUUCACCAAAACACCCAGAAUCAAAUACUGCUGGAAUGGACAUCUUUGCCAAAUUCUCUGCAUAUAUCAAGAAUUCAAGGCCAGAGGCUAAUGAAGCAUUGGAGAGGGGUCUCUUGAAAACCCUGCAGAAACUGGAUGAAUAUCUGAAUUCUCCCCUCCCUGAUGAAAUUGAUGAGAACAGUAUGGAGGACAUUAAGUUUUCUACACGUAAAUUUCUGGAUGGCAAUGAAAUGACAUUAGCUGACUGCAACCUGCUUCCCAAACUGCACAUUGUCAAGGUGGUGGCCAAAAAAUAUCGCAACUUUGAUAUUCCAAAAGGGAUGGCUGGCAUCUGGAGAUACCUAACUAACGCUUAUAGCAGGGAUGAGUUUACCAAUACCUGUCCCAGUGACAAGGAGGUUGAAAUAGCAUAUAGCGACGUAGCCAAAAGACUCACCAAGUAAACUAUCACUUAUGAGAGAGAUGAUUUCACGUCUUCCCCUAAGAACAUGCUUUUCCUAACAGACUGCUCCUGUUCCUAUAAAGUAGAAAUCUUAUUUUGCAUGAACAUGCAGUUAUUCAGGAUUAGGAUCAAGGAUAGACCAGGUAUAGUAGCUGUCUUUAAGUACACACUCCUAAGCAGUAUUAUGUUAAAAUUCUUCACCCUGCCUCCCCUUCCUGCCCCUACCCCUUCCCCUGCCCCCCAUUUGGGGACACUCCAUCACGCUCUUUUCACUUUAGAGGUCCUUUGCCAUCCUUCCGGAACCCUCACUGUUGUGUCUGUUCGCUUUGUGUAGACGGCGGAACUUUGAGUGUUGAUGUGUGAACAUAGUAACCGUGACCUCCUCAGUCAGCCCCCAGCUGGUGCACAAUGCGUGGUACAAGGAAUAUUUAUGUAUGUUUGGAAUUUUAGAGUAUUUCGUAUAUGAAGGGAUCGCCACCAUAUCAGAAUACCGCCGUAUCUGUCAGUUUCGGGAUAAUCUGUCCCGGGUGUGCUCCCACCAGUGAAGAGAGCCUUCCACAGAAAGUCACUACAAACUUUGCCAUUUCACUUUUGUACGUGGGUUUUUACUUUUGCCCGAAAGCAUUUAUCCCUCAAACCAGAUGUAACAUCUGACCCUAUGUAGAAGCUAAAAGUUUAGAGAGAGAGAGAUGAUAAUUCUCAAGGUCUUCCUCAAGUCCAUAUGAGAAAAACCAGUGGGCACCUGCCCUUCUGUCUAAAUGUGUGGUGGGUUUUUUUUAUGUUUUUUUUGUGAUUUUUUUUUUUUGUGUGUGUGUGAUUUUUUUUUUUUUUUUUUUUUUUUUUGGUAUGUAUUUUGCCCAGUGCCAUUCAUUUGGAACCAUAUUGCUUUCCUCCUUUAUUUAAAAAUCUCCUUUUUAGGUAAGCAUAGACUUUGCUGUCUGUAGAUCUUUUGAGCAACACUACAUAAACUGAUCUUUAGUUGAUUUUGCUGUCGCAGUACAACGAUUUGUAAUGAUUAACCCUCACAGAUAUUAACCAAAGGAAUGUCGGGUGGGUUUGUCAAAAUGGCAAGUAGAAUUUUGUUUCUAAAACAUAUUUAAUUAAUGUGGAUCAUCUAAACAAUGCACUUUCCACCCUAUAUUAAAAACAAGAUAAAACACACGUUACGAGCUUUCCCAUUCCACUCCCGUUUACUGUUAAACUUUGGGUUGGAGGAUGGUUCGCUCCUUUGGGACUAAAUUGUAGUUGUGAUGGUGAGAAUGCAUUUACCGAGUUUUGCCUAAUCUCAGUCAUUGUACGUCUUUCCAUUAAAUUUUUCUAAAGCCGCACUGAGGGAUAGCACUCUGCAUGCUUGUUUUUUAGAUUGACUUCCUAAACGAGGGAUGGUCUGUGCUCUGACAGGGGAGGAUGAACUUGGCAAAAAUAAAACAAAAAGUCUGCUAUGUAUUUAUUCAUUUUUUAAAAACGUACUUUAUAAAUACUGCUCCAAAGACCAUGGCUGUGACUCGAAUACACUUUUGGUAAUUUUUUAUAUAUAACUUGUUUAAGAAGUGCUAUUUCUCAGAGGCUGUUUUUGGAAAUUCAAGUAUAUUAUUGCUUUAAAGUGGCGGUGUUUCCCCCCACUUUGAUGUGGUAACAUUCAGUAAGCACUGGUGUUAUGGAAGCAGCCUGAUUUUUAUAAAUGUACUGCAUUUUUAUCAGUAAUUGCUUGGUAUAGAAGGGUGAGCUCCAUAUUGUCUCCGUUCGGCUCAGGGAAGUUUCUUUGCCUUACCUUUCUUAGAACGCCUUAUUGGUGAUCGAAAGUUGGGGCACCCACCUUUUUAUAAUUAAAUAUUGGAUGAUGACUUACCUGGUUCCAAGAAGAGCACUCAGGUUAUCAUUGAGAGGUUCUAUAGCCUCAGUGGGUGAAAAUGUCGCAUCUGCACCGGGAAGCACAUUGCCAGUUCUCACCUACUUUCUAAGUGGUAAGUUGGCAUUCAGGUGAUACCGAGCCGGGCCUCGUAGCCUGAAGUAUGAAAAAGAUUCAAGAGAAGGGGGUCUGUUCUUCCAAGUGAAUGGUGGCCUCGGUGCAGAGGAGAGGGUAAUGAGGACAGCGGCACAUUCCUCAAAGUAGAGCGAUGGAAAACACAUUCUGAAAUUCAGUUGUGAAGUAUUUCACUUUCGAUAUUUAUUCUCUUCAGCGUCUUUUAAAAAUUUAUCCCAUGAUUAUACUUGGCUAUCCCUCUGGAUACCUAAGGAAGGCAGGUUUCUCUCUUCUGAUUUUGAUGUAGAAAGACCUUACUACUUUAUCAGGGAAGAUAGAUAAAAUUGAGAUUGGCAAAUGGACAAAAAGCUAGUAAAGAGAAUAAUCCUAGAACAUUUUUUUUUAAUCCCAUUUUGUACUUGCGGAAAGGUCGUAGCUUAAGAUAUUGGGAGCUAUUAGGACAUAAAAGUUUUCAUGGCAAUUAGUGUAUGAUUUGACAUAAUGUGGAUCAUCUGAUAUUUGUUUCUACAACUACUGAAUCAUUUCCCCCUUCAUUUAAACCCCUUACCUUCCCCUUCAACAAGAUUAGAUUCUGAAUGGAAACUCCCACUGUUUUCCAAGGAAUUCUGAGACAUUUUUGUGUUUAACAGUUGGAAAGCUCUUUAUUUCAGCAGAUAUAACUUCCUUUUUUUUUUUUUAAAUGUAGAUGCAGAUAUUCUCUAGCCUUCUAUCUUUUAUUAGGAUUGUUGGCUUUUGUGAUGAAAAUCAUAUAAGAUUUGAUUUCUUGGUAACUCAGCUUACACAAUUUAUGUUUAAAUUCUUGAGCAAUCUGUAUGCAAUUAAGAGACUUCUGACAUUCUUACACUAAGUUGAUCAACUCUAGAGUUUAGGCAAUUUAACUUCUGUUGAGUUUUGAAUCUCUCCAGAGUUAUGUAGAUAGCUUUUAUUUCUGUACAUUUAAAAUCUCCAUUUAGAAAAUAUCUGCAAGGUAAAAAAAAUGGGAAGAAAUAGCAAUGUAUUUUUUCAUGAACAUUUUGAUACACAUUUCAUCAAGUUUAUUGAUUAACCAUUUUCUUAUACUGGUUAUAGUCAGUAUUUGAUUCUGAGAGGGAAGUAUUCAUUAUUGAUACACUGUAUGGGCUUUUUUUAUUCCAUCCUUUACAAAUGAUCAAGAUUGGAGCCGUAAAAAUUAUAUUUUUAUCAUGGAAAAAAUUUCAACUCCCCAAGUCAUAAUGUUGAACAGAAUUGGAAUAUUUUCUUUAGAAUUACUUGAAAAGGCAAAUGAAAGCUUAUUAUAGAAUGCUUGUAUUUUCUUUUCUCUCUAGAACCAGUAUAUUGCUGGCAGCUAUUGUAUUAAAAAAAUAAAGUAUAUUUUCACUAUCAUAAAAGGUUCUUUUUUCCCCCCCUCAUGAAAAUAAAUAGUAACCUGGGGUAAAA
Molecule: messenger RNA, 4339 nt
Organism: Herpailurus yagouaroundi (jaguarundi)
Lineage: Eukaryota; Metazoa; Chordata; Mammalia; Carnivora; Felidae
Gene: CLIC4
Product: chloride intracellular channel 4
Exons: 6
Coding region: 179-940 (253 amino acids)
Source: RefSeq, a predicted model, not a curated record